Messenger RNA from Xylaria bambusicola, 1956 nucleotides. Its product is annotated as FolC bifunctional protein. The coding region runs from base 1 to 1956 and encodes 651 amino acids. NCBI's taxonomy places the organism in Eukaryota, Fungi, Ascomycota, Sordariomycetes, Xylariales, Xylariaceae. Gene Ontology annotation, biological process: folic acid-containing compound biosynthetic process. Gene Ontology annotation, cellular component: cytoplasm; mitochondrion; cytosol. The record is from RefSeq and is a predicted model, not a curated record. Gene Ontology annotation, molecular function: tetrahydrofolylpolyglutamate synthase activity; dihydrofolate synthase activity; ATP binding. The transcript has 4 exons.
AUGAUCGAGCUGGGCCUGGCACGCAUCACCGCCCUCUUAAAGAACACCCCCCAAACCUGGAAAGCCAUUCAUGUCGCCGGCACGAAUGGUAAGGGCUCGAUAUGUGCAUAUCUAAACGCCAUGCUGCGCGCCAGUCGUGUGUCCUGCGGUAGGUUCACUUCGCCUCACCUGGUCGACCGCUGGGACUGCAUCACCAUCAAUGACAGUCCCGUGUCCGAGGCUCAGUUCCGCCACUAUGAAGAACUCGUCAAGAGGCGGAAUCAAGAGGAGAGCCUCAAUGCGAGCGAGUUUGAGCUGCUCACAGCUACUGCCUUCGAAAUCUUCGAGGCGGAGAACGUUGAAUUUGGCGUCGUCGAAGUCGGACUUGGCGGGAGACUUGAUGCGACCAAUGCCCUGAAACACAAAACUGUAACCAUCAUCUCCAAAAUUGGUCUCGAUCACCAGUCUUUUCUAGGCAAUACCCUCGAGGAGAUAGCCCUCCAGAAGGCCGGCAUAAUACGCCACAAGGUGCCUUGUGUGGUCGAUGCGAGCAACCCCCAUUCCGUUUUAGAUGUUAUCCGAUCGCAUGCCGAAUCCUUGGACUCUAGUGUUAGACUUGCAAAUUUGCGAUCUAAUAGUUUUGGAGGUGAGCUCGCUGAGCAGCUUGAGCAACAUCAGCAACAAAAUUUACUUUGUGCAUACGAGGCAUUUCACCUCGCCUAUCCCCACCAUGCCAUGUCGAUACAUGAGCUUCUUACCGUAGGCGCAAAUGCAGUCUGGCCCGGUAGGCUACAAUCCAUCGAUAUCCGAAGGAUAACGGGAAGAGUUCAACCUGUACUCCUAGAUGGCGCCCACAACCCCCAGAGCGCAGACGUACUCUCGGCAUUUGUUGAGAAGCGACUUAGGGCUCCUGGUAAACCUGUUACGUGGGUUUUUGCUGCGUCAGCGGGGAAAGAUAUCUUCGAGAUAUUGAAGGUGCUAUUACGUGACGGCGAUAAUGUCACCACAGUAGAGUUUGGGCCUGUUGAUGGCAUGCCUUGGGUCAAGCCAAUGGAGUCUGCUGCAAUUCUUCAGACUAUUGACGACACAGGGAUUUCCAUCCAUGGCCGGCAGGAUGCUCAAGCCGAUGUGGCUAAUGGUCUGAACUGGGCCAGCAAGGUAUCUGAUGGCGGGCCCCUAGUCGUGGCCGGAAGCCUUUAUCUGAAAACCAUUAAAGAGGCUACUCCUUGGCCAAUAUACGAGGCACCCAACCAUCUCAUUAUCGUCUGCUGUCACGCGAUAUGGCUUGGCGGGGUUUCGCGGGGCUACGAUGAAAAUGAGUGGCUGAUAAGCGAUUUUCAAGCUGGGGAGACUCCUACCUUCAUCGAACAUAUCAAGGCCGGGCUGCACGUGUUAAAGAAUGAUAGAAAAUCCACGGGUUCUACGCGCAAAGAGGCACGGUUAUCUGAAGCCAGCAGCUACGCCAAUCUGGCGGCAGUCAAUGCUUACUUUGAAAUUAUCCCAGAAGGUGAUGCACUCCCAAGAAUACACAUAGAGGAGCGAGCUCUGGAUUCGUACUUCAAUGUACUCUUCUCUAUCAUUCAGGUCUGGACUACCUAUAGUGUCUGGCCCACGAAGAUGACCAUUGUGAGCCAUGCGUUCAAGCGAGAGCGCCUCGUCGAUUGCCAUUGCGGAGCUAUUCGUUUUCCCUUGGAUCGCGUCGACUUCGUUGGGGUUGACCCACCAGGUAUGAUGGACGGUUCAAACCAGAUAGCGAUACCCGGCAUUUCAGAAGCCGUUAGUCAGUGGAAAGCGGACCCCCAUGGGGAAGGGGAAGCUCUAUCUUCCAAGCGUAACCGGCGGAACCCAUGGAGUAUAUCGCAGGCUCUGUUCUCAAAUGAGGCGGAUCGUAGCCGUAGCGGGGUUCGCUCUCGCAUUCUCAAUGAUGGGCAAGAGCAUCUCAUAAAUGGUGCUCCUCAGCCGUGGUCUAAUGACUAG